This is a messenger RNA of Arvicanthis niloticus (Nile rat), 1429 nucleotides long. RefSeq names its product TM2 domain containing 2 (gene Tm2d2). The record is from RefSeq and is a predicted model, not a curated record. NCBI's taxonomy places the organism in Eukaryota, Metazoa, Chordata, Mammalia, Rodentia, Muridae.
GCCCGCGCAGCCGGUACAAGAGCAGGUAGGAGGGGCUGGAGGGCGUGGCUGAGGGAAGCUCCACCCUCCCUCCACCGCCGCCUCUCCGCCGCAGAGUAAAGGGUCUACUGGAGGGCGGAGCGAAGCCAGGCCCCACCCUUCCUCUGCUGCUUAUGAUUGGUCACCGCGGCGGGCGGAGCAUCGAGCUGCGCACGGGUUGGCUGUGUAGCGGAGGGUUGCGUGCCGACGUAGAGAGGCCUGACAGCGCGGGGCUCUGGUCGGCCGCGGCGGCCUGGCUUUGUUUUUAGGCCAGGUCUCUAGGACCGGCCCCGGGAAGAUGGUGCUGGGCGGCUGUCCUGUGAGUUACCUAUUGCUGUGCGGCCAGGCGGCCUUGCUGUUGGGGAACCUGCUGCUGCUGCACUGUGUCUCUCGGAGCCACUCGUUUAAUGCGACGGCGGAACUGGAUCUCACACCCUCAGGCGCCGCUCAGCUGGAGGGUCCCGCGGCCUCGAGCUGGGAAUACAACGACCCCCAGUCCCCAGUCAUCCUUUGCUCUUACCUACCCGACGAGUUUGUAGAUUGUGAUGCCCCAGUGGAUCACGUUGGAAAUGCAACUGCCUCCCAGGAGCUUGGUUAUGGUUGUCUCAAGUUUGGAGGUCAGGCCUACAGUGAUGUGGAACACACUGCGGUCCAGUGCCGAGCCCUGGACGGGAUUGAAUGUGCCAGCCCCAGGACCUUCCUACGAAAAAAUAAGCCUUGUAUAAAGUACACUGGACACUACUUCAUAACCACACUUCUCUACUCCUUCUUCCUGGGAUGCUUUGGAGUCGACCGCUUCUGUCUGGGACACACUGGAACAGCAGUUGGGAAGCUGCUAACACUUGGAGGACUGGGGAUCUGGUGGUUCGUAGAUCUUAUUCUGCUCAUCACUGGGGGGCUGAUGCCUAGUGAUGGCAGCAACUGGUGCACUGUCUACUAAACCCUGCUACUAUCUGUGCUGGCAAGGAAAGCGAGUUCUUGGCUGCCAAGAUAAUUACUACAAGCUCUGAAUUCUCUGAACAUCACCGUCCUCUCUAGGAGGAAGGACCGACCGAGUUUUUCACCCCCAAAUCUUAACCUUACAAACCAGAAUGACAGCAGUAUUGUAUUGUGGGAGUCUAGUGGUCCCUUCCACCCAUACAAAAUCUCAAAGAUAGUGACUUCUAUCCAGAGAUCAUUGUCAGUGAUGUCUCUGUGUGGCUGGAUCUUCAGUCAUUUGGAGCAGGGGAACCCAACAGGAUAAACCAAGUGAGUGUUUAUCCAUUUACAGCCGUUCGUGACCCUAAAUUUCCAUGCACAGAUCAAAAGCUACGCCAAUGAGAAGUCUUCAGGCAAUGUAGAAAUGACUGUGGAUUUUAAUACACACCAAAAUUCUGACCAUUUAAAUUGCAGAAUAAAGUUUUAAAACCUA